AUGGGAGAGUAUGGGUUUACUCGAGGUGUUGCGGAAUUACCAUAUUUAUCAAUGUUGGUAGAUAUUUUUAUUGGUAGCUUUGUUUGUACACUAUUUGAAAAGAGAUUCAACAAAGCUAUGGCUAAGAAUAAUGGAAAACCUAUUCCCGAAGAAAGGUUGUCUCCCAUGAUAUUUGGAUCAAUAUUUUUUGCAAUUGGACUCUUCUUGUUAGCUUGGAGCGGCUCUUAUCCAGAACAUGUUCACUGGAUUGUUCCCACAAUUGGCAGUUCCUUUAUUGGUUUUGGUUUAAUUACUAUCUUUUUGCCAUGCAUGAACUAUAUUAUUGAUUGUUAUUUAAUGUUUGCAGCAUCUGCCAUGGCAGCCAACACCUUUUUGAGGUCUAUGUUUGGAGGAGCGUUCCCUUUAUUUGCCCGUCAGAUGUUUGUGAAUAUGAAAAUACAAUGGGUAGGUAUUUUAUUAGGCUGUGUUAGUGUUGUGUUGUUACCAGUACCUUUCUUAUUUUACAGUUAUGGCCGAAAGAUUAGAGAAAAGUAG
Messenger RNA from Debaryomyces hansenii CBS767, 534 nucleotides. Its product is annotated as DEHA2A02640p. Gene Ontology annotation, molecular function: transmembrane transporter activity. Lineage: Eukaryota; Fungi; Ascomycota; Pichiomycetes; Serinales; Debaryomycetaceae. The transcript has a single exon. Gene Ontology annotation, biological process: transmembrane transport. Bases 1 to 534 code for a protein of 177 amino acids. The record is from RefSeq and is a predicted model, not a curated record.